Opisthorchis viverrini is the source of this 486-nucleotide messenger RNA. RefSeq lists its product as hypothetical. The transcript is spliced from 3 exons. The record is from RefSeq and is a predicted model, not a curated record. NCBI's taxonomy places the organism in Eukaryota, Metazoa, Platyhelminthes, Trematoda, Opisthorchiida, Opisthorchiidae. Bases 1 to 486 code for a protein of 161 amino acids.
AUGAAGCACGAGGGCUGGGAUACUGCCAGGUUGCCCAAGCCUAGACAGGGAAGUCGAGAGGUAGAGGUCGGGUUCGUGAAUUCGCGCUCUAAUCACGAGCUAUCUCGCCCCCAUAAAUGCUGUAACGUUGUGAUCUUGAGCAAGCUAAACACUGACCUUACCCAGAGUGGAAUGGGGGUGCGGGGAUGCUUGGCGAUUUGCACCGACUCGGCCAUUUGUAGUGGGGACCGUAGUCCUCGUCCCAAAACCAUAACAUUCUCUAAAUCUACAUUGUGUCCCGUGUCCAGUGCAUGUUACUCUAUUAUUGAGUCUUUCAGUAACGCUCAAUAUUCACCUGCACUUCUCGGCGGCCUGUUUAUUUUGCACCUGUUCUCACCGAUUCUGGUCGUUGUCCGAUCAAGUUCUUCAGUGCACAGAGCCCUGAUACGCCUAAACAUUGAUGAAGCAAUACCAGCGAAUACCGGCUUCGGAGAGGCAGGCGAGUAG